Messenger RNA from Chenopodium quinoa (quinoa), 1041 nucleotides. Its product is annotated as subtilisin-like protease SBT4.12. NCBI's taxonomy places the organism in Eukaryota, Viridiplantae, Streptophyta, Magnoliopsida, Caryophyllales, Amaranthaceae. The record is from RefSeq and is a predicted model, not a curated record. Gene Ontology annotation, biological process: proteolysis. Gene Ontology annotation, molecular function: serine-type endopeptidase activity.
AUGGCCAAAUUCAUGUAUUCACAACUUCAGUUGUUCACCCUUGUACUUGGCCUUUUUGCUGCGGUAACAUUGUCUCUUAUUAAGGCUAAUGAUGAUAGAAAGGUUUGUAUUGUAUAUAUGGGUUCGAUUUCUGAGGAGUAUGGUGUUACAUCUGAGUAUCACAUUGGUAUUCUCCAGCAAGUUUUAGAGGGCAGUACGGCAGAAGAAUCCUUGCUUAGAAGCUACAAGAGGAGUUUUAACGGUUUCGCAGCGAGGCUAACUGAGAAUGAGAGUGAAAAACUCAAAGGUAUGAAAGAAGUGGUGUCUGUGUUUCUUAGCAGAACACUCGAACUUAAAACAACGAGGUCCUGGAAUUUCAUGGGUUUAAGUGAGAAUGUUGUGGUUCCGAGAAACUUGACUAGUGAGAGUGACUUGAUACUCGGUUCCAUUGAUACCGGAAUUUGGCCCGAAUCACCUAGUUUUAGAGAUGAUGGUUUCGGACCUCCCCCUAACAAAUGGAAAGGUGCUUGUAAGGGCGGAAUUAAUUUCACUUGCAACAAUAAAUUGAUUGGAGCUAGUAGUGUUUCCUUCGACUCAGCGAGGGAUGAAAAUGGUCAUGGAAGCCACACAGCGUCAACAGCAGCCGGGAGACACGUAGAUCAUGCCAGUUUUUAUGGUUUGGCAGAAGGAAUUGCUAGAGGAGCAGUACCCUCUGCUAGGAUCGCUGCAUACAGAGUGUGUGGAAACAAUAGGUGUCAGGAUUCAGAUAUUCUUGGUGGUUUCGACGAAGCAAUUGCUGAUGGGGUAGACUUGAUUACAAUUUCCAUAGGAUCACAUCUGGUAGUUGAGUUUCAUUCAGAUAGUAUCGCGAUAGGCUCUUUCUACGCGAUGCAGAAAGGUAUACUCACCGUCCAAGCUGCUGGAAAUGAUGGAAACCAGAGUAGUACUGUAUCAAGUGUUGCACCCUGGUUAUUCAGUGUUGCAGCUAGCUACACUGAUCGUCGAAUACGUGAUAAAGUUGUCCUUGGAAAUGGAAAAACACAAGUUGUAAGUACAUCAUAG